AGUUUUCAUGUCGGAGUCGAAGUGAUAACGUGCGUAUAGGAGUCGUCGUGCUCAACCAGAGAUAGAAUUAUACGAAUGAGUGAGACGCGCGAGAAAGGGAUCGAAUUCGUGGCCCAAGAUUUGAAAAAUUCCAGCAAGAUGAAUGUUAUGAAAGACGAAGCUGUAUUUCCCGAGCAUUCAAUGGCCGAUGUUUCGCCUCAGGAUGAUGCGUCUUAUGAGUUUUUGGAGUUUAUAUCGAUGGAUCCGUCGCGAACUGACAAAAGCGCUUCUGACGAGGACACGUUGCCAGAGUUGGCAGAGGUUGAAACGAAAUCAAACAACCGCGAAGAAUGCACGGAUGCAGCAUCAACUGUAUCUGUCGAUAAAAAAAGAUCCCUUGCAAAGGUUAAGUUGAAGAAUAUCGAGACCGCGCAAACGUCGUCGUCGGAGAUGCAAAGCGUCAGUACGGAAACCGAAUCAGUAUCCAUAUGCGCUGAAACUCAAACGCAAACACCUGUCACUCAAACAGGCGCUAUUCCAAAGCGGAAACUUGAUGACACUGGUGAACUGCAAGAAGAUAUCGUAAUCGCUCCCAGUAAAGACAAAAUUACACUGGAUCGAUGUUCUGUUCGAAGCGCAAUUUUGCAACGGAACAUCGACGAUCACAUGACAAAAGCGAAAGAGCUGAGCGACUGCUUCAUUUCCACUCAAUCUCGUUACGCAGAAGAGCAAAAUAUCAUAGGAGAAUGUGCCAGUAUGAUUAACGCGGUUGAAAGCAUAAAAUUAGCCGAUGAUAAGUCGUUGGCUGGAAAUGAUCUUACCGAGUACGAGAAGUCGCUAACGAAUUAUCGCAAAAAGUUGAUAUCCGUACAGAUUCAGGUCGUGGAGGACAGACAAAAGAUGAUUAGCGUUGAGAAGCAUUACCAGAAAAUACUGUCGGAUUACAGGCGUUUGGUGCUCGAGUUGGAGUCUGUACAGUUGGAAAAUGCAAAGAUGACUCUGAUAGAGAAGGAGAAACAGAAAAAGUAUGUCGCGAUCGAAAAAAAUCUCGACGAAAGGGACAAGCGAUUGAGCGAAGAAAAGGCUUCUCUGAUUAAGCAGCAGCAGAGUCUCAUUGACGAGAAAGCUCUAGUCUACGAAGCCAUGACGAACAGCAUUCGAACUCUCGAGCUGGAAAAGGAGAAACUUUUAGUUGGCAGAAAAUGUUUCGAGGAUUUCGGCGGAAAGCCCGCAGAUCGUCCAGAACCAAUAUCGCAUGACUUACAAAAACCGAUCCCCAAGAAGAAAAUUUGCAUUCAGGAACAGCAAGCACUGCAGCAGCAAUUGAACGCAGCUCAGCAACAGGCGUCGAUGGGUAUACAACGGCCGAGCACACCUACUAAGACGGCCCCACAAAUCAAAGUUUCCGGGGGAAAUCAGUUAAUGGCUGCCCAGAUAGCAGCUCAGACGGUCAUAACGUCUCAAGCACCGCCGGCGCAACAUAAAUCCCAACAACAAGCGCAACAGCCUCAAAAGAGCUUGAGUACCGGACCAGGUAUACAGAUGCCACAGCAAGCGAACGCACAGCACAUGCCUCCUCCUGGUUUUAACAAUAAUCCUCCUGGACAUUCGAAUUCGAUCCAUUCACAUCUACAGGAACAGCUAAUACGACUUCAGGGACAGUUAUUCGAGUUGAGGGAACGUCAGAAACAUCAGACGGAUACACCGGCUAACGCGCCACAGUCUUCCGCGCUAGUUUCAAAAGGUCAAGCAAAUCCUGCUGCCAGGCAUAAGAGCGCAACAAAUUUUGUUACCUGUGAAAUAUGCGAUGUAUACAUUGAGGAUCCGGAGCAAUUGCGAAACCAUAUGCAAUGGGUUCAUAAAUUCAAGAUACAUCCAAAAAUGAUUUACAGCAAACCACCACUGAACUGCCAGAAAUGCAAUUUCAGAUUCUACACAGGCCAGGGGCUAGAAAGACAUCUGCUCAGGUCCCACGGACUCGUGACCUCUACCAUGCAGGAAGCUGCUAACAGUAGCAAAGAUGGAGGCCGUUGCCCAGUUUGCGGAAAUAUUUACGCAUCGAAGCUGCUUAGCCACGUAGCUCGCGAUCACGGCAUGACUCUGAAGCCCGCGCAUCUGACAUACAGGUGUACGGUUUGCGCUGCCACUUUCAGCGUUUACGAACAAUUCGAGAAUCACGUGUACGCGGCGCAUAGCAGCGUCGCUAAACAUGCCAUGGACAAGAAGGGCGGCGGGCCCUGUGCACUGACCUCGAGGCCCAACGAUUUGCUUUAACCCCGAAAGAUCAACGAGGAGUUUGCAAUCAUUCCAAAGCCAACUGAUGUUAACGGCUAAAAUUACAAGACGAAAACGUAGAUAAUGUUAUAAAACUGUGUUCAAAAUAUAUGUACAAACGCUGCGUGUCUUUUUACAAUAUGCAAUUUCAACAAAACUAUUUAGGAGGUUGAGGUAUAGGAUACAAUCGCACGAUUCGAAUUAAUAAUCUCUAGGUAGUCUUUUACAAAAAAAAAAAA
This is a messenger RNA of Nasonia vitripennis (jewel wasp), 2492 nucleotides long. RefSeq lists its product as uncharacterized. Gene Ontology annotation, cellular component: nucleus. Gene Ontology annotation, biological process: regulation of gene expression. The record is from RefSeq and is a predicted model, not a curated record. The transcript has 9 exons. NCBI's taxonomy places the organism in Eukaryota, Metazoa, Arthropoda, Insecta, Hymenoptera, Pteromalidae. The coding region runs from base 76 to 2253 and encodes 725 amino acids.